This is a messenger RNA of Engraulis encrasicolus (European anchovy), 3284 nucleotides long. It is a transcript of the gene trim25, whose product is annotated as tripartite motif containing 25. The record is from RefSeq and is a predicted model, not a curated record. The transcript has 13 exons. Lineage: Eukaryota; Metazoa; Chordata; Actinopteri; Clupeiformes; Engraulidae. Bases 155 to 2302 code for a protein of 715 amino acids. Gene Ontology annotation, molecular function: protein binding; zinc ion binding.
CCUCUGGUUCCUCCUAGGCGCAUCAUCUCUCAGCUGACUCUUUUGUCGUUCGUUUCAAUAACCGUCACCUGCCGCCCGAGAACGCCACGGCAACUUCGCUUUCAGCUGUCCGCAGAUGAACUCUGACUGAGUGACGGCGGCUACAGCAGCAGCCAUGGCCGAGGACUUGCCAUCGCUCCUCAGCUUGGAGGACGAGCUCACCUGCAGUAUCUGCCUGUGUACCUUCGAAAACCCCGUCACUAUCCCGUGCGGCCACAACUUUUGUCAGGGAUGUCUGGACGAGACUUGGAAGGAAAGUUUUCUGCUGUUCUGCCCUCAGUGUCGCCACCAGUACGAGACCAAGCCCAUACUGAAGAAAAACACGGUCAUAAGCGCCGUGGUGGCGACUUUCAAACUCAGGUCUUCUUCCUCGGAGCUGGACCUCUCCAAAAUGGUCCUAGACGACGGCGGCGAGGAGGAGAAGAAAAUUAAGAAGGAACCGGACGUCAAGUGUGACACCUGCAUGGAGGCCGCCGCGCUUAAGACCUGCCUCACCUGCAUGGCUUCGUUCUGCGUCGAGCAUGUCAAGCCGCACCAGGAGAACCCAAUUUUUCGUUCCCACCAGUUGGCCGAGCCACUGGGAGAUCUCCAGGAGCGAAUCUGCCAGGACCACUGCAAGAUCAUGGAGUUCUUCUGCCAGACGCACGGCUGUAGUAUUUGCAGUGCCUGCCUGCAGCAGGUGCACCGAGGCUGUGACUACACAUCACCUCAGGAGAAACGGGAUAAGAAAGAGACCGAGUUGAAGGGCAUGCUUACUGUCAUGAGUAGGAAGAUCGACAAAAACAACAUCGUCAUGGCUCAGAUGAAGGAACAGCAACUGCAGUUGCAGGAUGACGGUAACGCUCGUAAGAAGAUGCUGAGCGCCGAGUACCAGCUGAUCCGGGACCUGAUCGACCGGGACGAGCAGCAGGCCUUGAAGGCCGUGGACAAGGAGAUGGAGAGCGGCCAGGCCAAGCUCCAGUCGCUCCUCAAGAAGUUUGGCCAGAACGUGCAGAAGAUGACCCAGACCAAAGCUGAGAUCAACCGCCUCCUGACCAGCGCGGACACUUUAUCUUUCCUGCAGGCUUCAGUGGAACUGCCAGCCAAUGCCAACUUUGAGCCGUACUGCCCGAAAGUAAAUGUUGACUCAAAGGCAGUUAUCGCCUAUCACUCGUCUGUAGUGGCUGUGAAGGACCUUCUCAACAAGAUCCUGGCAACGCCAGUGGAGAGUCGCAUUUCAGUUCUUAAACCAGAUUUUGAGAGGGACGUUCUUGGCAAAGUCUCAAGUGACCCUCCUGAAGGAUCUACUCUGCGACCAGGGCCUCCUGAGAGAGGUGGCAGAGCAGGAGGUCCCCCCAGGAACAUGAGGUCUCCCAGUCCAGGAGCCUCCCUCAGGGCGGGCAACGGCAGAUUUCAACCACCACCUCACCACCCACCUCUUUACCACCCACAUUUCCAACAACCACCUUUUCACCACCCACUUCACCACCCACCACCUCACCACUACCCACCUCACCACCAACCACCUCACCACCACCCACCAGGGAAGAAGCCAGGGAAUCCCAAGACACCCAAGGGAGACCAAAAUAAAGGAAAGAAAAAGGAAAAGACACCCAAACCUGAUCCAUCCACCAGGGUUCCUGCCGGUGAUCCAUGCCCACCAGAUAAUCUGGGUGAACCCCCCUCUGUUCCUCGGGAUGUGUCCAAUGCUGUGAAAAGAAGUGACCUCCUAAAAUUUGGAACAGUGCUGAAGCUGGAUCCCAGGUCGGCCCACAAGCGCAUCGGCCUGUCGGAGGACUUCACCAAGGCCUCGGUGGCGGAGGAGCCGUGCCCCUACCCAGACGGGCCCGAGCGCUUCUCCGUCUGCUCCCAGGUCCUCUGCUCCAAGGGCUUCGAGCGCGGACGCCACUACUGGGAGGUGAAGAUGAGCAGCAACAACUUCUGCGGGCUGGGCCUGGCCUACGGCCGAGUGGACCGCAAGGGCCCCGCCAGCCGCCUGGGCCGCAACGCCGACUCCUGGUGCGUGGAGUGGUUCAACGUCAAGCUGUCGGCGUGGCAUGACAGCGCCGAGACAGUGCUGCAGAACCCCAACCCCAGCCGCGUGGGCGUGUUGCUGGACUGUGACGCGGGCAGCGCCACCUUCUACUCUGUGGACGGGCGUACCCCUUCUACUCGGGCCUACCCCUUCCACACCUUCGUCUUCCCCUUCCAAGAGGCCGUCUACCCCGCCUUCUGGAUCUUUUCCCAAGGCUCGUCCAUCUCCCUCUGUAAGCUCACUGCAUGAGGGUAGUUGACGAUUGUCCGUGGUGCUCUCUUCAUGAGCGAUUUAAAAAAAUAUCAAAUUUCUAAAAUGACUACUCUGGUUGUUCCUCCAUCUCCCUCUGUAGCUCACCGCCUGAGGGUGGUGGUCGAUUGUCCGUGGUCUCUUUAUGAGCCUUGUAUUCUUUUAAUGGUCUUUAAUUCACAAUUUAAAAAAGUAACAAACUUCUAAAAUGUAAGAGGAAUUUACUCGGGUUGCUCCGCCAUCUCCCUCUGUAAGCUCAACCCCAUGAGGGUGGUGGUCGAUUAACAUUGAGACUUUCUACUUGAGCCUUGUAUUCUUUAAGUAAGGGUUAACGUUCGGCGAGAAGGUCGCUACCGUGGAAUAGCAGCACGACAGAGAGAAUCUUUAGACCCCGACGCGGAGCGGAGGGGUCUUGUUCUCUCUGAAGUGCUGCUAUUCCACAAAGCGACCGACUCGCCGAAAGUUAACCCGCUUAUUAUAUGGAUAUACUUAAAUGAUUCACACAUGGCGGGGACAUUUCCUUAGGCCUAUUUCAUGUUAAGAUUGUUGCUGCGCAAAACAAAACAGUGCCGUUGUGGAACACCGCUAGGCAACAGCUAGGUAGCCAGGACAACAGGUGUUGUCUAUCACAGCAGCUGAUUAGAGUCUUGUUGAAAAGUCGCUUUAGCAGUGAAAAGUCUUGUUGCCAUUGACAGCGGUCUGUUAUAGACCAACCCGUCCGUUAUCGAAAAAUAACAGACGUGCGAACGUUGGGGAGCCCCGUUGAAAUGAAUGGAGCAUUCGACCGAUGACGUCACACCAUAUAAUAAUGCUCUUAAUGCACGAUUUGAAAAAAAUAUCUAACUUCUAAAAUGUAAGAGGAAUUUACUCAGGUCACUCCUCCACCUCCCUAUGCAAGCCAACCGCCUGAGAGUUAUUGCCAUUUCUUAGGCCUUUUCUUUAUUUAAAAGACAAAGCGAAUAAAGUUCCGAAACAAACAAAA